CCCUGCAGAGACUCGUUCGCCAUGUCGUCGGGGGGGAUGCUGCUCGUGCCGUGGCUGCGGGCCGCGCGGCCGGGGUGGCUGUGGGGGGGCGCGGCGGCACUGCUGGCGCUGGGCGCGCUGCUCGGAGCGUGGCGUUGGGGGGCCUCGGGGCGGCGACGGCGGCGGCAGCGCCUGCAGCGCGUGGGGACGGUGCUGAGGCUGUUCGUGUACCCGGUGAAGUCGUGCCGGGGGCUGGCGGUGCGGCGGGCGCGGGUGACGCCGCUGGGGCUGCAAAGCGGGGAGCUGCGGGACAGGUUCUGGCUGGUGACCAAGGAAGAUGGGCACAUGGUUACAGCUCGCCAAGAGCCACGGCUGGUCCUUGUUUCUGUUGGCUCUGAAAAUGGUCACUUGACUUUGGAGGCCCCUGACAUGAAGAAGGUGUGUGUGCCCAUCAGCUUGCCCAGGAAAAACCCUGUGCGGAACUGCAGGGUGUUUGGGCUGGAUAUCCAGGGCAGGGACUGUGGAGAUGAAGUGGCUCAGUGGAUCACCACUUUCCUGAAUUCAGAGCCAUAUCGACUGGUGCACUUUGAGCCUUCCAUGGUGCCAAGAAAGUCAAAGGACAUCAUGAAUGUUUUCCGAACCACAGAUGAGGUUGCCUAUCCUGACUGUAGCCCAGUGUUGAUCAUCUCAGAAGCCUCACUGGAAGAUUUGAAUACCAGGAUGGAGAAGAAAGUUAAGAUACAGAACUUCAGGCCAAAUAUUCUUGUGACAGAUACCAGUGCUUUUGAGGAGGAUGCCUGGGAGGAAAUUCUUAUUGGCGAUGUGGAGUUGAAAGGGACAGUAUGUUGUGCCAGGUGUAUUUUAACAACUGUUGACCCAGACACUGGGGUCCUGGACAGGAAGGAGCCUCUGGAAACAUUGAAAAGUUACCGCUUAUGUGAUCCAUCUGAGCGACACCUAUACAAAUCCAGCCCUCUCUUUGGAAGAUAUUUUGCCGUUGACAAAACUGGAACAAUUCAAGUUGGAGACCCUGUGUAUAAGUUGGUCGAGUAAUGAGAGUAACUUUGAUCAGAAUAUACCUUUUCACUUUGAUACGCGAAUUGUUUUCCAAGGAACACGGUCACGAGCAUAACUUUUUUCCUAUUCCAUCCAAUAUUUUUUGUUCUAUGUUCUUUUGUAAGUUGCAAGGGGGUCUUUGAGGCUAUGAAGUACCAGUCAUUUCCAGUUUGGAUUGUGUCAUCCACUAGCAUGGCUAUAGCAACCACAUCUUUAGAUUUUCUGGAGAGUGUGACGGAAGAGAGUCUAAUACAAGACAGACUCCACAGCACUAGUGUGAGUAUCACACUUCCUAAAAUUUUAUGUCAUGCAUGCUGUUGGGAGUCCAAAAUCAUAUACAAAGGCUUUGCAUCUUGUAUUGGUUACAUUCAGUGCCUAUAAAGAACCACAAAAACAGUCACGCCAAGCAUAAAGUAAAUAAAUAUAUUGGUCAAGGAGCUGCCUUUACAAUUGAAUACGGAGUGCGGAUGACUAGGUUUUGUCUUAGAUUCUUCUAGAUCUAAGACCUCUUGUGCUUCUUUAGGCCUAAUCAUCUUACCCUGUUUAUGUCUGGAGGUACUUUUUUGUCGUGUUUCUGCUCGUUAUCCUGCUAUUGUUUCCAGAAGAUUGCUACUGUCUUUUAAGAUUGGAGCACUAUCAGAAGGAGGAGGAUUGUGAGCUGACUAAAUGCCAAUCCUGUCUAGAAGUGGGAACAGUGGCUAAUGAUGUGUAAGACUGUAUUUGUUUAGUUUAUGACCUCUGCUCAAGAGAGUUUGAACCAUCAAUUUUUUCCUUCUGUGAAGCAUAGUGUUAACACCAAGGCUAUAGAGUAGUGAUUCAUUUGGAGUGAAGCAUUUGCUACUGGAUCUUGAACUUCCAGUUUGACUGAGAGAACUAGACAUUCACUGGAUCUGAGAGUUCAUGCACACUAAAGGUGAAGAAAAGCUGUUACAAGUGAUCUGAUUCUGAGCCUGCCCUGUUCAAGCUGAUGUCCAGGCAAAUAUUGUAUGGUUCUGUGUUCAUGCGCAGGUCCUCUCUGACUCAAUGAAUCUCUUUCUGUAGAAAAUUAGGCUGCUAAGUGGGUGUUUGGGAAGCUGCAGUUUUAAACUGAGCAUGUUAACAUCAUCACUGGUUACCAAUUUAGAUCUCUGGCCGUUCCUCACCCCUGCCCCUAUGAAACAGAUAGGAGAGGAAACUAAUUGGAUUAUGGCAGUGGUGUUUUUUCUUUAAGUGUUAUAAGAUUAUUUAAAAAACAAAAGUGGACUCCAAGACAAAAGCCAGCCAUCUCUCAAAUGCUUGUCUGCCUUUUGCUUUCCUGUGGAUUACUAGAUCUAGAAAGAGUGUUGAACUAGCGAAAAAGAGGAGUCUAAGUGUGAAGAAGGGCAAUUAGGACCUAAUUUGGUGUUUAGAUUCUUUGUUUUCUGUUGUGAAAUGAAAUUGGAAUUUUGCUGCAUGUUCACAACUCAGACAUGUAAAUUGAAGACCUGUUGUGCCUUUGAGCAAGUUAAAAGGCAAAUUCAAAACUGACUUCAGGUAAGCUUGGAGCAGGCAUAUGGGAAAGGUAGAUUACUAUUAUUUGUGAACUCGCAAGUUGCUCUGAGUAUCUUUUUGUUAGCAAAAUGCUCUGUAAGUAUUAAGUUUCCUGUGACAGACAAGUGCCCAGUUUGGACUGCACGUUGCGUGUUUGUGCAUUAUUAUACCUGGUGCAGCACUUAGUGGGAGGAAGUGAGAGAGAAAGCAUCUUUUCAGAAGGAAAAUCUUCCCUAGGUUCACUUUUAAAAAGCAUAUGCUGAAGAUUCUUAGUAUUAGAAGCUGAAACCUUGUGGAAUUCUUAAUAGUAUUAUUAAGCAAAGGCAGCCUACUGGCCUGCCAAAGCAAUUAGUUAAGUGUCUCUUCAUUAAUUCAAAGAAGCAGAAGGAAAGAGCUGAAUUUUUGCCUCUAGCCAAACAUAGGUUUUCACUGUUAUUUUAGCACCACAUUAGAAUUUACAUAACACAAAUGUAUGGUAUAGAUCAUGUUGACUGUUUUUAGGCUAUUGUUAAUUGGGCUGAUUUGGAAAUCGGUCUGCCUUUCCAAUGAGAAACUGCAUCUGCGUUCUUGUUAAGAAAAUGCCAUAAAUCUAAACCCCUGGUAGAUCCCUGUAAAAGUCCUUCAGAAGAUUUUCCCUAGAAUAUUAAAACAGGCGUGCAUCUGAGUACAGCACAUUUCACAAAUGACAUUUAAUUAUGCCAUGAGAAGGCCAUUUCGGGAAGUGAAGAGCAUAACUUACGAACAUUAAAAUGUAAAUAUCUUCAUAUACAUGUUGAACUGCUGUAACUGUAGUGAUUGUAUUUGAUUUUGCUAAAGCUGUUCAGGAAAUGGACAUAAAACAUGUCAAUCAUAUACCACUAUUUUUAAAAUUAUGUACUUAAAAAUAUUAAUUGAUUUUUUUUUUUUUAAUUCUAGAGGAGGAAGAAUAAAGGAAUAAACUUCUAUUGAGUUUAAAUUCUUGUAAGGUGUAAAAUUUGUUAAUCUUUUUUGUUUUCUGUUUCGGCAUUUAACUUCUGCUGCUGUUUCCACGACCCUGUAUAUAGUUAACAGUGAUGAUUAUUUUUUUAAUCUUACCUCUAAGUUCAGGAAAAUACGCAGUUAAACAGAGGAAGCUGUAUGUGUAAUAGAGCAGAACCAUCAGAUGUAAGUGAUCUUCAGACUUAAUUUUACAACCCUUAUCAUCUAAAAGAUUAAAAG
Messenger RNA from Cuculus canorus (common cuckoo), 3741 nucleotides. RefSeq names its product mitochondrial amidoxime reducing component 2 (gene MTARC2). The coding region runs from base 22 to 1032 and encodes 336 amino acids. Lineage: Eukaryota; Metazoa; Chordata; Aves; Cuculiformes; Cuculidae. The transcript has 7 exons. Gene Ontology annotation, cellular component: mitochondrial inner membrane. The record is from RefSeq and is a predicted model, not a curated record. Gene Ontology annotation, molecular function: molybdopterin cofactor binding; nitrate reductase activity; pyridoxal phosphate binding. Gene Ontology annotation, biological process: nitrate metabolic process.